UGGCGGAGCGAAUCGGUCGCGCACUUCGAACAAGUUUUAUUCAAAAGUAUCUUAAUUUGGCAGAAGACGGAACAUAUUUGGCUUCACCACCUGAACAGGUGGACAUUUGAAGAAUCAAAACGGUGUCAAACCUCGGUCACAAAUGGACAUAACUGUGCAACAAUCUGGCUAAAGAUCCUAAAGAAAGAAGAUAUAACAUCUUGGAACUACAAUUCCCUUCAGCUGAUAUCAAUGUUUUAUGUUUCACUUUGAGGCUCUUUGGAGAUAGAGGAAUGCAAAUCUGCAACCAUGAUGGAAGGAUUGAAAAAACGUACCAGGAAGGCCUUUGGGAUACGGAAGAAAGAGAAGGACAAUGACUCCACGGGGUCCCCAGACAGAGACAGCGGUUCUCAGAAGAAGACCAACGGGGCCCCUAAUGGCUUCUACGAAGAUAUCGACUGGGACAGAUAUAACUCUCCUGAGGUUGAUGAUGAAGGCUACAGCGUCAGACCUGAUGAGGAGUCAGAAGAGGGAGCGCCAACCAUCAAAAAGCCCCACUUCUUUUCCUCUGAUGAGUCGGAAGGAGAGGAGGACCACAGGAAAAAAUUCAAAAUCAAGAUCAAGCCACUGCCGUCCGAUCGCGUAGCGUCUGUGCCCUCGGUCGACGAGCUCAAAGCCUCCAUAGGCAACAUCGCCCUGUCCCCGUCUCCUAUGAGACGUAGCCCGGGUUUGAAAAGGAACACAUCCAGUGAGGAGAUUGCCAGACCGAGACGCGUCGUCCCCACUUUACCCACAGUGGCCCCCACACCAGCUCCGGCGCCACAGCUCCCCAGCAGUCAACAAACACCAGUCUCAGAAGACACCACAGACUUAUUUGGGCCUCCUUUGGAAACAGGCUUUGGAGAACCAAAAACUGAAGUGGGUCUCUCUGAGUCCGAUCCUUGGGGGGCUCCUCUAUCAGAGCCUGAAUCCUCUUUGACAAGAUCCUUCCCCACAGGAACUCCACCUCCACUUCCACCGAAGAAUGUCCCGACCUCUCCCCCUUCGACUGGCACUCCCUCUGCAGACGGUGCUGAAGUGUCAACAGAAGCAGACGGUUCCACCAGGAAGCCCUCAAUAGCUGACUUGGACAACAUUUUUGGACCAGAACAGCCUCCCCCUGCUGGCGAGGAGACGAGUGACACAUGGGUCUGCUUCAGUGCAGAAUCUUCUGACCGGCCAGCUCUACCAGAGGACCCAGCACCUCCCUUACCAGGCUCUCCUCCUCCACCUGAAUCUACUGCCCCAACCUUACCUACAUUGCCACCUUCUCCAGAAGACCCUGCAGCACCUCUCCCUACAUCCCCUCCCUCAAAAGAAGAACCUGUGCCCCCUCUCCCAAUCUCCCCGUCUCCCUCAGAGGAGCCCACUAAACUUCCCGCUCCCUCAUCUCCUCCUACCCCAGAGGUCCGAAAUCUCGCCACCUCUCCCCCACCUGCACCUCCAAAGGAGCUUGAGUCUUCUCCCAUUUCUUCCUCCCCUCCUUUAGACUCCCCUUCCAGCUUCCCACCAGCCCCUGCUCCAAAAGCAAGUACCCCUCCUGCUGAUGGAUCUGCAACAUGCUCCAUCCCACCGCCUCUUGUUCUGUCUCAAGAGGAGCAGCCCAAGAACACAGACUUCAUCCAAUCCAAAGAAGAUGGAAGUGAAACUGUCACCUCGCCCAACGAUGCCAGCCAGGGGAGCCGGAGUACGCCUCCCCCACCUCCUCCCCCUACAUAUCGGACGGUGGUGUCGUCACCAGGUCCCACAUCUGGAGCGGGUGGCUCAAAUAGUGGUUCCUCCUCUCCGGUGCGACCUGCCACUCCUUCGUCAGUCAGCCCCACCCCACCACCACCUCCACCCCGGCCCCCGUCACGGCCUAAACUUCCGCCAGGGAAACCAGCUGUAGGAGAUGCAAUUCGUCCCUUCAGCCCGCCGGUCCACUCUGCCAGCCCCCCUCCCAUCGCCCCGUUGGCGCGGGCCGAGAGCACCUCCUCCAUCUCCUCCACCAACUCCAUGAGUGCCGCUACCACCCCGACCGUCAAUAAAGAGCUCUCCGUGUCCGUGUCAGAGAAUGACCAGCCAUCCCUUGUAUGGUUUGACAGAGGGAAGUUUUAUUUAACCUUUGAAGGCUGCUCCCGAGGGCCCAGCCCUCUCACCAUGGGGGCUCAGGACACUCUUCCUGUGGCAGCUGCGUUCACAGAGACGGUCAACGCCUUCUUUAAAGGAGCUGACCCCAGCAAGUGUGUUGUGAAGGUCAUAGGUGAGAUGGUUUUGUCGUUUCCGGCGGGCAUCACACGGCACUUUGCCAAUAACCUGUCCCCCGCUGUGCUAACCUUCAGCAUAACCAACUACAGCCGACUGGAGCAUGUGCUGCCUAACCCCCAGCUCCUCUGCUGCGACACCACCACACAAGCCAAGGCAGAUGCCAAGGACUUCUGGGUGAACAUGCCAAACCUGAUAUCCCAUUUAAAGAAGGUGGCAGAGCAGAAGCCUCAGGCAACAUACUACAACGUGGACAUGCUCAAGUAUCAGGUAUCAACGGAGGGGCUUCAGUCGAUUCCUUUGAAUCUGGCGGUGAGUUGGAGAUGUGAGCCCGCCAGCACUGACCUGAGGAUAGACUACAAAUACAACGGGGAGGCCAUGGCGACGCCGAUGGCCCUCAACAACGUCCAGUUCCUCGUCCCGGUCGAUGGAGGGGUUUCAAAACUACAGGCGGUCUUACCUCCUGCUGCAUGGAAUGCGGAGCAGCAACGAAUCCUUUGGAAAAUUCCUGAUAUCUCACAGAAAUCUGAAAACGGAGGUGUGGGGUCGUUGUUGGCACGCUUCCAGCUCACAGAAGGCCCCAGUAAACCAGCUGCACUGGCACUGCAGUUCACCAGCGAGGGCAGCACCCUGUCGGGCUGCGACAUUGAACUGGCCGGGCCAGGAUACCGCUUCUCUCUCAUCAAGAAGAGGUUUGCCGCAGGAAAAUACCUGGCCGACAACUAACCCGCGCUACUGAGAACAAAACAAUCGCAGUGGACUGAAUUGACCCAGAGGACGGAGGACAUGACGACACCAGAAAACCCACUUUCCAUUAACCUUUUCCGAACCCUCACGACAGGUCCGCAGCCUACCCAGCAGUAUUGUAUAACUUGCAUAUAGCAUCGUGGAAACUGUUUUAGGUCAUGUAAUUAUCGUAUUUGUAUUCAUUUCAUAACAUCUGUAUUGCUGCAGUUAGACACCUGGGUUAUUCCACCCUCUGAAGUCUGUGCCUCUGCCUCGAACCUCCUCUGGUCAAUGUGUGGUGGUGUUUUAAAGAUUCACUGCAGCUGCCUGACGUAAGUCAUGGACAGAAAGAGUUUUUUUUUUUAACUCUGGAUGACAGGCUGUUUGUUGUCGAGAGUCCAGGAAGAUUUAGCCGUAAAAUCCCCAUGAAUACAAUCUUUGCUGUCAGACGCACACCUCAGCCUCUGACACAAAGUCUAACUUCCAAAGCUAGACUCGUUCAAAUUGAAGCAGGGCCUAAGAUAAUACUUCGUAAGUCGUACACCUGCAUUAGUAAUUCUUCUGUCAGCGUUGUAGCUCAAAGCCGGAGAUGGCAGUCCCAACUCUUUCGCACUGACCGCGGCCGAUUACGUGUCUUUUACCAGAAAGUAAAUGCAUUGAUGCAUUUCGACCCAUGUUGUCACAAGCCGUAAAAAGAAAGAUGAUGUUUCUUGUUGGUGCUUGAAACAUAGACUCGCUACAACAAAGAGAACAAAACUACAUAAUCAUGCAUUACCUACUGGUACUACAGGGUCACAUGACUUUGGAUCGCAUCCUUUUUAAUGUAAAUGCACUGAUCAGUCAAUCAAACUGUUAAUUUAGUUUCUCUGUAAUACACAGACAUGGAGAGGUUUUUAGCUAGUUAGGCAGCUGCAAUGAUGAAUUGAUUUACUGGUUGCAAAAUAAGAACAUCUGUUUUCCUGUCAGAACAAAAGAAGUGUACAAAGUGUCAUUUUAAAUCAAUAAUAUAUAUCUUAAAGGGCGUUUGGUGUUUUCCUCGUAUUGUCAGAUAGCCUUUCUGUUGUUCCCGGGACAGCAGUGAUAGACUCCAGAGUACAUGACAGCAUUCUAUUUUUAUUUAUUGAUGACGAUGAUUUGUUGUGAUUCUGUAUACGAAUAGACUUUUAAUGGUAUCACACAACUCAGAAACCUGAAAGGUAUACAUAUUUGAAAUCUCUCUCUUUUUUGUUAUUUGUGUAGUUGGGUAACCUGUGUACAGUAUAAGGUAUAAUUUUUGAAUUUAUUUCAGAUAUAAUUUUUUAACUCAAGUGCAAAGGAAGAUUUGAGAUAUAUAUAUGGGUGAGGGGGGUAAUUUAAAGAAAAAGAUAAAUAUCUUCCUGGAUGCUGUGUCAUGCUUUGUGAAAGCAGUGUUAAUGUAGAGUUAGUUAUACCGUGGGCAAGGUUCACACUUUAAAGAGGCAGUUUGACAUUUUGGGAAUUAUUUGUUUUCUUUUUUCAAGAGUUAAUACCACUCAUAUAUGUGUCUGUUCGACAUGAAGCUGGAGCCAGAAGUCGGUCAUCUUGGUAUAAACACUGUAAACAGCUAGCCUGGUUUUAUUGGGGGUUAUCAAGAUAUAACAUGAUUAAUUUCUGACUUUGGCGAUUCCUGCACUUUCCUGUCGCGUCGCCAUCAGAUCAAAUGUUACCAGUAUUUUGGAUUAUGACUUACCUUUGGACAGAGCCCGGCUAACUGUUCUACUCCAGCUGAUCAUUUAACAUACUCGGCAAGAUAGCGAAUCAGCGUAUUUCCAAAAUUGUUAACGUCUCCUUUUAAUAAGGUCAAGACAAUGACCACAAAAGCAAUCAGUUUUGCUCCACAGCAGUGAUGACGUUUGUGGUACCAGUACUGGAGCUGGAUUUGUUUACUGGGACCAGCUUGUUUAUUUUGUAUUAUUCAAACUUUAUCAGAAAACACUUAACACAACAUUCUCAUUUGCCCACAUCUACCUGGCCGGUUAUUCCUCAACUUGUACCACAUGUCUGACCGGUUUAGGUUGUUUCCCCUCUGUGGUACCUGACCUCCCUGAUUAUAUCCUGAGCACACCCCUGAUCAUCCAACCAACGCUUGAAUCCAUGGCUUUAUUUUGCAUAAUUGUAAUGGUCUCUGUGAGAUGACAUGAGUGGAAUGAGGUUGUGGAGCGAGGUUAGGUUGACCAAAAUGCUUUUCUUUUUUAUGUGUGUGUACCCCGGACAGUCAGUCCUCUGUUAAGGAGAAAUAAACUGAAUAUUUUUUAAACGGAUAAAAAUGAAAAAGUAUUCUAUUGUUUAAUGUGUAAUGAACACUGUGCUGAUGAUGUUGAACUUCCUAAAUGCUCUGACACUCAACACGAAGAACAAAAAGUGUGUGUGAAGUGUAGCCGAAGAUCUCUGUACUGUACUUGUAUGUCGGCGUUCUGCUAAAUGCAGCCAAUCAUGAUCCUUUCAGAGCCGCCGAAGAAGCAUCUGAGACUGAAUUUAGGACGAGAGGACUAUUGGCAACGAUACUAUUUUAAAUGAUAGAGAGCUUUUGAUCGGGCGUAGUUUUAAACAAAUGUUGUUUGGCUUAUAAAAAGAUCAGAUUUGUCUUGUUUUUUAUCAGAUGUAUAUUCCUGUGUAGACCCGAGUCUAAAAGAGCAUUGUGGAUUUCGCUGAAGUUGCAUUUAAUGUAUCGAUGCAAGGUGAUGAUGAUUGGUGCCAUUUAGCUCCCACAUUACUUUGGUAACAGUUUCCUCUCAGUCGCUUCAGUCCUUCUCGUUGAGUGGAUGGAUGAACAUGCCUGACAGGAAGCUGUGACCAGUAAAGCUACCAGUGCAACAGUCACUACAGCAUUAUCUACAGAGGCCCACCACACCCACCCACCGUCAUGCAUCUGUUUUAAAGUACUACACCACAAGUGUGUUAGUCGAAAGAAUUAUCUGAAAGUCAUGUUGGUUGCCAGAUAAUUAUUUGCACCAUCUAGUUAAUAAAAUGGAUAAUGGACACAAAGCGUUUACAGAUCUUCAUCUCUGGUGAAUUUGUCCUGCAGUAAUUAAUUAUUGCAUGCAUAGCAUGAAGAGUAAAAGGUGGGGCAUCCAUGAUGAUAGAUAUUACUGAAUUGAGGUGUUGUGCUGAGUGUCAGUUACCUGUAUUAAUGUUGAGAAGAGAGCAGGGAGUGUGUUUAUGUGUGCUAUAAGCCAGAAUGCUUUUUGGUUCUGUCCCGUUAACCUCAAAACACAUGUGCAAGCUGUUUGUACAGUACAUAACAAUGCUAAGAGGAACUGAGAAACUUAGUUUGCUUCUUUCCAAAACCAAUAAAAGUUAUAACUGG
Molecule: messenger RNA, 6313 nt
Organism: Cyclopterus lumpus (lumpfish)
Lineage: Eukaryota; Metazoa; Chordata; Actinopteri; Perciformes; Cyclopteridae
Gene: sgip1a
Product: SH3GL interacting endocytic adaptor 1a
Exons: 25
Coding region: 289-2988 (899 amino acids)
Biological process (GO): synaptic vesicle endocytosis; clathrin-dependent endocytosis; clathrin coat assembly
Cellular component (GO): cytoplasm; clathrin-coated vesicle; plasma membrane
Source: RefSeq, a predicted model, not a curated record